AGGAUUUUUUUCCACUUUUCUACUAGUCUGAAGCGAAAUUGAGGAACCCUAUCGAUCUCAGGGGAAAAGAGGAUCCGGAGAAUCCAUGGCGAGAACCUCGAAGCGCGAAUCUUCUUCCGACGACGACUCCUCGUCCGAGGAGGAGCAGGUUAACGAUCAGGUCAACGAAGAGGAAGAUGAGGAAGAGCUCGAGGCCGUCGCUCGCUCCGCCGGUUCCGACGAAGAGGCCGCCACCGCCGAUGAUUCACCUGUGUCUGACGAUGAGGCGGGCGCCUCUGCCGAUAAUGAUGCCGAGGAGGAUGAUGAAGAUGGAGAGACAGCUGAAAUCAGCAAGCGUGAAAAGUCCAGACUUAAAGACAUGCAGAAAAUGAAGAAGGAGAAGAUUCAGAAAAUAUUGGACGCUCAAAAUGCUGCUAUAGAUGCUGAUAUGAACAACAGCGGGAAAGGGAGAUUGAAGUAUCUUCUGCAGCAAACGGAGUUAUUUGCGCACUUUGCUAAAGGUGAUCAAUCCUCAUCUCAGAAGAAGACAAAAGGAAGGGGUCGUCAUGCUUCGAAAUUAACUGAAGAGGAAGAAGAUGAAGAGUGUCUAAAGGAAGAAGAGGACGGUUUAUCUGGAGCAGGAAACACACGGUUGGUCACACAGCCAUCAUGUAUCCAGGGAAAGAUGAGAGAUUACCAACUAGCUGGUUUAAACUGGCUCAUUCGGCUGUACGAGAAUGGCAUAAAUGGAAUUCUUGCUGAUGAAAUGGGUCUGGGGAAGACACUACAAACAAUUUCUUUGUUGGGUUACUUGCAUGAGUACAGAGGAAUUACUGGUCCUCACAUGGUAGUUGCCCCAAAAUCGACUCUUGGUAAUUGGAUGAAUGAAAUACGCCGUUUUUGUCCUGUCCUGCGCGCUGUGAAGUUCCUUGGCAAUCCUGAGGAAAGGAGGUAUAUUCGCGAAGAGCUGUUAGUUGCUGGGAAGUUUGAUGUCUGUGUCACAAGCUUUGAGAUGGCUAUUAAAGAGAAGUCAGCCUUGCGUCGUUUUAGCUGGCGUUAUAUCAUCAUUGAUGAAGCACAUCGUAUCAAGAAUGAAAAUUCACUUCUCUCAAAAACCAUGAGAUUGUAUAACACCAAUUAUCGGCUUCUUAUAACUGGGACCCCCCUUCAGAAUAAUCUUCAUGAACUUUGGGCUCUUCUCAAUUUUCUUCUGCCUGAGAUUUUUAGUUCAGCUGAGACUUUUGAUGAAUGGUUUCAAAUUUCUGGUGACAGUGACCAGCAGGAAGUUGUUCAGCAGCUUCAUAAGGUUCUUCGGCCGUUUCUUCUUCGGAGAUUGAAAUCAGAUGUUGAGAAAGGUUUGCCUCCAAAAAAGGAGACAAUUCUCAAAGUUGGCAUGUCUCAGAUGCAAAAACAAUAUUACAAGGCAUUGUUGCAGAAGGAUCUUGAAGUAAUCAAUGCUGGUGGAGAACGCAAACGUCUGUUGAACAUAGCAAUGCAAUUGCGUAAAUGCUGUAACCAUCCUUAUCUCUUCCAGGGUGCAGAACCUGGUCCCCCUUAUACCACAGGAGAUCAUCUUAUAACAAAUGCAGGUAAGAUGGUUCUUUUGGAUAAGUUGCUUCCGAAGUUGAAGGAACGUGAUUCAAGGGUCCUAAUAUUUUCUCAGAUGACUAGGCUUUUGGAUAUCCUUGAAGAUUAUUUGAUGUAUCGAGGUUAUCAGUACUGUCGUAUUGAUGGAAAUACUGGUGGUGAAGAACGAGAUGCUUCCAUAGAAGCCUUCAACAAGCCAGGAAGUGAGAAAUUUGUUUUCUUGUUAUCUACUCGAGCUGGAGGGCUUGGUAUCAAUCUUGCUACUGCAGAUGUUGUGAUCCUUUAUGAUAGUGAUUGGAACCCCCAAGUCGAUCUGCAAGCACAGGACCGUGCCCAUAGGAUUGGUCAAAAGAAAGAAGUUCAAGUGUUUCGGUUCUGCACAGAGUAUGCUAUUGAAGAGAAAGUAAUCGAAAGAGCUUAUAAGAAGUUGGCACUUGAUGCUCUAGUGAUUCAACAAGGGCGUUUGGCAGAACAGAAAACUGUUAAUAAAGAUGAGUUGCUUCAAAUGGUGAGGUUUGGUGCUGAAAUGGUGUUCAGUUCUAAAGACAGCACAAUUACAGAUGAGGAUAUAGACAGAAUCAUUGCUAAAGGAGAAGAAGCAACGGCUGAACUUGAUGCCAAGAUGAAGAAGUUCACUGAAGAUGCAAUACAGUUUAAAAUGGAUGACAGUGCUGAUUUUUAUGAUUUCGAUGAUGACAAUAAGGAUGAGAACAAGUUUGAUUUCAAAAAGAUUGUGACCGAAAAUUGGAAUGAUCCGCCUAAGAGAGAGAGAAAGCGCAAUUAUUCUGAGUCGGAAUACUUCAAGCAAACAUUGCGGCAAGGGGCUCCAGCCAAACCCAAGGAACCUAGAAUUCCACGCAUGCCCCAAUUGCAUGAUUUCCAGUUCUUUAACAUUCAGAGACUGACUGAGUUGUACGAAAAGGAAGUGCGUCACCUCAUGCAAGCUCAUCAGAAAAAUCAGGUGAAAGAGACAAUCGAUGUUGAUGAACCAGAAGAAGGGGGAGACCCAUUAACUGCUGAAGAGGUGGAAGAAAAGGAAAGGUUAUUGGAAGAGGGUUUCUCGACUUGGAGUAGAAGAGACUUCAACACCUUCCUAAGGGCUUGUGAGAAGUAUGGCCGGAAUGACAUCAAAAGCAUUGCCACAGAGAUGGAAGGGAAAACAGAGGAAGAGGUUGAACGAUAUGCCAAAGCUUUUAAAGAACGAUACAAGGAGCUGAACGAUUAUGACAGAAUCAUCAAGAAUAUUGAAAGGGGAGAGGCAAGGAUUUCUAGGAAAGAUGAAAUCAUGAAAGCCAUCGGGAAGAAACUGGACCGUUACAAGAACCCGUGGCUCGAACUGAAGGUUCAGUAUGGUCAGAACAAAGGAAAGCUGUACAAUGAAGACUGCGAUCGAUUCAUGAUAUGCAUGGUUCACAAGCUCGGGUACGGGAACUGGGAUGAGCUGAAGGCGGCGUUCAGGACAUCGCCCUUGUUCAGGUUCGACUGGUUUGUGAAAUCACGAACGACCCAGGAACUCGCGAGGAGGUGCGACACUCUCAUCCGACUCAUCGAGAAAGAGAACCAAGAGUUUGACGAGAGAGAAAGGCAAGCCCGUAAAGAGAAGAAGCUUGCAAAGAGUGGGACGACGCCAUUGAAGAGAGGAGCUUCAGGAAGGCAAGCAAUGGAAGGGCCUUCGUCCUUGAAGAAACGAAAGCAGCUCUCCAUGGAUGACUUUGUGAGCUCUGCUAGGUGAGCGGCGGAAAUGACAUCAAUUGUCAUCGUAUUGACGACAUUACUUGGGAGGUCAUUCUUUCUGAAUCCAUGAUUGUUCACUUCAAUUUUAGAACCCUAAUUUGUAAGACGUUUUGUACAAAUUAUAUCAUUAGGAUUGACUUGAGCUCUGUAAGCCCUGCUUGUUACAUUUAUUAUUAUUAUUAUUAUUAUUAUUAUUAUGUGGCA
Messenger RNA from Tarenaya hassleriana, 3504 nucleotides. RefSeq names its product ISWI chromatin-remodeling complex ATPase CHR11-like. Gene Ontology annotation, molecular function: ATP binding; histone binding; ATP-dependent chromatin remodeler activity. Gene Ontology annotation, biological process: regulation of transcription by RNA polymerase II; nucleosome organization. The record is from RefSeq and is a predicted model, not a curated record. The coding region runs from base 86 to 3298 and encodes 1070 amino acids. Gene Ontology annotation, cellular component: chromatin; nucleus. The transcript has 25 exons. NCBI's taxonomy places the organism in Eukaryota, Viridiplantae, Streptophyta, Magnoliopsida, Brassicales, Cleomaceae.